Malaya genurostris is the source of this 803-nucleotide messenger RNA. RefSeq lists its product as uncharacterized. Gene Ontology annotation, cellular component: lysosomal membrane. The transcript has 4 exons. The coding region runs from base 115 to 696 and encodes 193 amino acids. The record is from RefSeq and is a predicted model, not a curated record. NCBI's taxonomy places the organism in Eukaryota, Metazoa, Arthropoda, Insecta, Diptera, Culicidae.
AUCAACAAAACGUCAAAAUAACGAGAAAAAAUAUCAUUCAAUUUUAUUCUGUUUAAAACGUAAAUCGCAAAUGCUUUAGUCUAAUUCAGUUUCCAUAAAAUUGUAAACGUUCAAAUGUAUAAAAAACUAGUUUUUGGACUAACGUUGCUGAUAACGCUUCAUAUAGGGUUUUCAUAUGCUCAGUCUUACGAAGACAAACGCUGCAAAUGCAUCUGUCCUAGUAUUAAAUCGGUGAACAACAACACUGAGGAUGACUCGGAUCGGAUGUUGAUAAUCGACAAUGUUCCCCCGAACAAGUGUAACUGUGAUGGAGUCAUAUUGCCACGAGUAGCAGAAAAAAUUAAAGGCAAAGAGCAGGAAUUUUGUCCCCGCUGUGAUUGCAAGUACGAGAACCGAAAUACCACUAUCAUCAAGGUGGUGGUAAUUAUCGUGAUCUGGAUCAUUUCCCUGCUAGUGAUAUACAUGCUGUUCCUGAUGUGUCUGGAUCCACUACUGAACAAACGAGUGAAAGCAAAUUACCAGGAGCAUACUAAUGAAGAUGAUGACACUUCGGUCGCCGUCGGCAAUCACAGCCAGGACAUGCAGGUACGGGACGGAAAUGUUCUCAAUCGGGUCGGACAUUCACAGGACAAGUGGAAGAGGCAGGUGCGGGAACAACGGCGCAAUAUUUAUGAUCGUCACACGAUGCUGAACUGAGGCCAACGCCUGAAACUUUUUUAAGUAUGCUCCAAAAAUUAUCUUAAUCUAUUGUGAUAUGGAUUAGAAAAUAUCGAAUAAAUAAAGCAUGUACUGCGGUGUUAUAA